CACAUCCAAGAUGGCAGGUAACCUCGUGUGCCGGGUUCAUCCGGUGGUGCUUUUUAGCAUAAUUGAAUCCUUUGAAAGAAGAAAUGAAGACGCAAGAAGAGUAAUUGGAACAUUAUUAGGGUCAUGUGACAAGGGAGCGGUUGAUGUGACAAACUGUUUUUGCGUACCUCACAACGAGUCCGAGGAUGAGGUUGCAGCAGAUCUGGAGUAUGCCAGAAACAUGUAUGAACUCCACAGGAAGGUCAACCCAGCGGAGGUUAUUGUAGGAUGGUAUUCUACAGGCGCUGAUGUGUCGGAGCACUCCGUUCUCAUCCAUGAAUACUACACCAGAGAAGCAAAGACCCCUGUCCACUUAACUGUAGACACUGGGCUGAAAGGAUCCAAGAUGGACAUCAAGUGCUAUGUCAGUGCUAAUAUAGGUGUACCUGGAAGGACAAUGGGCUGCAUGUUUACACCUGUCCAAGUUGAGGUCAACACAUAUGAACCAGAAAAAGUUGGAGUGGACCUUAUCCAGCAGGGGAAGUAUAAUAACAAGAGAACAGUCAGUAUGGUCAGUGAUCUGACACAGGUCGAGCGAGCAUGUGCUAACCUUCAGGAGAAACUCGCACUAGUCUUGGACUAUGUGGAUGAUGUUCUGGCCAAUAAGAUCCAACCAGAUACAACUAUUGGACGAUUUCUACUAGAUCUGGUUAAUAAUAUCCCAAAAAUAGAACCAGAGGAAUUUGAAACCAUGCUCAACUCAAAUAUGAAGGACUUGUUAAUGGUAGUGUACCUUGCCAAUCUGACCAGAACACAGCUAGCUCUUAACGAAAAACUGCAAACCUUGACAAUUUAAAUCAUCUUUAGUCCUGCGAUUUUAUGGUUAUCUGCCGUCAUUGGAUGAUGAAGAACGUGAACGAUAACAAAUUAAAUAAUAAAGUGACAAUUAUUUAUUGUUUUGAGAUGAUCAUUAAUUUUCUAAUUAAAAUAUGCAAUACUAGAA
Messenger RNA from Saccostrea echinata, 982 nucleotides. Its product is annotated as eukaryotic translation initiation factor 3 subunit F-like. Bases 11 to 835 code for a protein of 274 amino acids. The transcript is spliced from 8 exons. The record is from RefSeq and is a predicted model, not a curated record. Gene Ontology annotation, molecular function: metallopeptidase activity; translation initiation factor binding; translation initiation factor activity. Gene Ontology annotation, cellular component: eukaryotic translation initiation factor 3 complex, eIF3m. Gene Ontology annotation, biological process: translational initiation. NCBI's taxonomy places the organism in Eukaryota, Metazoa, Mollusca, Bivalvia, Ostreida, Ostreidae.